UUCAGAGCACACGCCCAAAUUUGGUAACUUUGCGUGUUGCAGUUUGAACUCAAUAAAGGACCCGUUUUUUAACGUUUAAAGAACAAGUGCGACCACGAACUUCGAGCAAAACGUCCUCCGAAUUGUAGGUUUGGCGUCGUGAGUUUGAGACGCUUGUGUUUAUGGCAAGUGAAUCGUUUAUGGAGAGCUCCCUGCGCCGGUCAUCAAAACUCGGACAGGAUGUGCUGGAGAAAGCAAAGAGACGGUCCAUUAAGUGGCCUAACGUUAGUGCAAAUCCAUCACCCAUGUUCAUUCACAACAUACACUCAGAGAGAAACUUCUCCCAUGCAAACCUGGACCAGGCUUUUGCAACAAUAGUGGAGUACAUGGCAGAAACUACAAGGCAGUGCAAGGCGUUUUACAAGUCAGUGCACCAGGCUGAGCCCAACGACCGAGAACAUAUCUGUCGCUAUCAUUGCCAGGACAUGUUUAAAACCUCUGACCAGAAACAGAAUGCUGCUGUAACCAUCGACAGAGAUUUUGGUACAUCAGAGGAUUUCUUUAUUGAAGUUUCUCCGGGAACUUAUUCCAUCACAGCAGCCAUGCAGGACACAAGGCCAGUAACCAAAACAGUCCGCAUCACCGCCGGGGAAAGCAAGAGUCUUCGGUUCAAUCUCUGAAUAACAUCCCCUUUGCAUUUUUAUGAAUGAGAGACAUAACAAUUAUUGCACUAAAAUUGUAAACGAUGACUUUGCAAUCUGAUUCAGAGUAUUUUUUUAUCUUGUGCUUGUUUUCUACUCGUAUAUUUAUAUGUUAUUUUAAAAUGUAUUUUUAGGAAUGAAUGCCUUAAUGAUUUGUGAAAAUGUACUUUUACUUUGUGUAUUCCUCCUACAGAUUAAACAUUUUUAAUUAA
Molecule: messenger RNA, 892 nt
Organism: Triplophysa dalaica
Lineage: Eukaryota; Metazoa; Chordata; Actinopteri; Cypriniformes; Nemacheilidae
Gene: akip1
Product: A kinase (PRKA) interacting protein 1
Exons: 5
Coding region: 162-659 (165 amino acids)
Biological process (GO): regulation of non-canonical NF-kappaB signal transduction
Cellular component (GO): nucleoplasm
Source: RefSeq, a predicted model, not a curated record